AUGCACAAGUGGGGUACACUUGUAGGAGAGCACAUGAGAAGGAAUGUGGGGGACACGGGCCCCUGUGGAUUACGGCCAUGGGCCAACAUUGAGGAUGUAAACAGUCGAAUCUUGGGAGGCAAGGACACUCGUCUUGGGGCCUGGCCCUGGAUGGUCAGUAUGCAGCUGGUUACCCAUAAUGGCCAAAGGGACCUGAGUCAGUGGCACCUGGUGGUUGGUGUACGGGAGGUACAGCGGGCAGGAGCAUCCAUCCCUGGCCCCUUUGCACAGGAGCGGAGGGCAGUCCAUAUCCUUCUCCACGAGCAGUACAACUCUUGGAAUGAGAACAAUGACAUCGCUCUGGUAGAGAUGAAUGAGCCUGUUUACUGUGGCUACAUGGUCCAAACUGCUUGUCUACCCCGGCCUUCAGAUGCUCCGGUCAGGGACUCAGAGCCCUGUAUCAUUGCUGGCUGGGGAUACAAAGAGGAGAAUGCUUUGCAGCCAGCAGCUAUACUACAAGAAGCAGAGGUGAAAAUCAUUAGUCUGGAAACAUGCAACGGGACUGAGUGGUACCACGGAUUCAUUCACUCGAGCAACCUGUGUGCUGGCUAUCCAGAGGGUAAAAUCGACACUUGCCAGGGGGACAGUGGCGGGCCACUCAUGUGCAAGGACAAAAACAGUGACACCUUCGUGGUGACUGGCAUCACCAGCUGGGGCACAGGCUGUGGCCGGGUGAAACGGCCAGGGGUCUACACAUCCACGGGGAGCUUUCUGGAGUGGAUCGUAUCGAAGAUCGGAGGUGAUCCCACGCUUAACACACCUCCACCAAUCGAGAACUCCAUAUUAAAGCCUCGUAGAGGGAGACUAGGGAGAGGGGUGGCUCCAAAGAGUAGGACUUCUUUCAUUCGAGCAAAACAGGACAUCCCCAAAGGUAAAUGGGGCCCCUUCCUCCUUUGACCUUUCUCCAUCUGUCCCUCACCCCCAAGGAGGAAGGGCUGUGGCCCGAUCACAAGCAAGAGUUUCCAACCUUACCUUUCAUUCAUGCACAUUUCUAGUGGGGAUGCUUAAGCACUCUCAUGGUCAUUUUCUCUCCUAGUCUGUCAACUUCCAACCUCAUUGGCUCUAUUUCUUUAGCUGAUGUAGGAAGAGACAUACCCAGUUCACUGUCCAAUAUGUUCUGUCAUUUUCCCUUAAUGGCUACCAUUUGGCCUAAUAUUUCCCUAUAAAUGGGCAUCCUUUCCUCUAAUCAGAUCAGACCAUGGGAAGGAGAGGAAUCAGUUGUGUGGCCAUAGUUUGCCAAAGCCCCAUGGCUCUCCAAACCAGAACCCUUAAUCCCACUUCUAUUUUUCACUUUUUUGACAAAAUUUCCCUAUGGAAUUCCUAUGCUCAUCCUCUUGUUGACUUAUGCCAACUGUACUUUCAAGUGCAAUAUAUUUCUCUGGUAUGAGCUGA
This is a messenger RNA of Vombatus ursinus (common wombat), 1431 nucleotides long. RefSeq names its product acrosin (gene ACR). Lineage: Eukaryota; Metazoa; Chordata; Mammalia; Diprotodontia; Vombatidae. The record is from RefSeq and is a predicted model, not a curated record. Gene Ontology annotation, biological process: proteolysis; acrosome reaction. Bases 1 to 936 code for a protein of 311 amino acids. Gene Ontology annotation, molecular function: serine-type endopeptidase activity. The transcript is spliced from 5 exons.